CUUAAAACUAGCUUAUACUUUUAUUUAUAUAUCACAAAACAAGACAAAGGAAGAGAUUUUCCUUGUUUAUAAUGGAAACUAAUCUUUUAUUGAAGAUAGAUAAUGAUGAUUUCCAUCAAGAAGUUGAAAAUCAUGAACAUGUUGAGAAAGAAGAAGUUCAUGAAACUACAACUGGUGAAAUAGAAGAUGAUGAUGAUGCUUCACUUUCUUUGCAAGAUAACACAAAAAUAAAAGAGUUAAGUGCUUUAGAAAUGGAGAUGGAAAAUAUGAAAGAAGAAAACAAAGCAUUGAGGAAAGUGGUGGAACAAACAAUGAAAGAUUACUAUGAUCUGCAAACAAAAUUUUCAGUCAUCCAAGAAAAAAAUAAUAAUAAAAGAAAGGAUCAUCAUCAACUUUCUCUCUCAUUACAAGACAAUAAUCCAACCACAAGUGGUGAAGGGCCAUCUAGAUUGAUUCAUGAGAUGUUUAGUAAAAGCAUUCAAAGAGCUUCAUCUCCAAUAAUACUGAGCAAUAGUGAUGAUAGUAUAAGUGAGAGUGAUUUGGGUUUAUCACUAAGGUUGCAAACAAGGACUUGUGAGAAAGAUAUUGAAGAAAAUAAAGAAGGGAAAAAAGAAGAAUUGGCUGGUUUUGAAUCAGUGCAGAAUAAAUUUCAGAGAGUGCAUGAGUUGCCUGGUAUUACUACUACUCAUCCUGCUUAUUCCCCUCCUAAUAGAAAGGCUAGGGUUUCUGUUAGAGCAAGAUGUGAAACUGCCACAAUGAAUGAUGGGUGCCAAUGGAGAAAAUACGGACAAAAAAUUGCUAAAGGAAAUCCAUGUCCACGAGCCUAUUAUCGUUGUACUGUAGUUCCAGGUUGCCCGGUUAGAAAACAGGUGCAAAGAUGUAUAGAUGACAUGUCUAUACUAAUUACAACAUAUGAAGGAACACAUAACCAUCCACUACCUGUUGGUGCAACUGCAAUGGCUUCAACAGCUUCAGCAGCAGCUUCAUUUAUGUUACUAGAUUCAAGCAAUCUCAAUUCAGAUUAUGGUUACACAUCUCAACAAACCUAUAAUCCUUACAUUAACAAUACCUUCCACCACCCAUUAAACCCGUCUUCAAAUAUUAGAAGCAUAAACCCCAAUGAUCCAUCACAAGGGAUUGUUCUUGAUCUCACCAACAACAAUAAUCUCAACGAACCAGCGCGGCGUUUUUCUAUGGCAGGUAGCUCAAGCUCCACCUCCAUCGCAACCGAUCAACCUCGUUUUCCUUGGUUGCAAAACAAAUUUCAACAGAAUAGUAGUACUAGUAGUGCUAAUAUUGGAAUGAACACUUUUCAAAACCCUAGAGUACCAUUGGAUAUUCAUGAUAGAAUUUGGAAAGGAUCAGAAGAAAGUAGUAAUACUAAUAACAAUGUGUCUGCAAUUGCAUCAGAUCCUAAGUUUAGGCUUGCUGUUGCAGCUGCAAUUUCAUCACUCAUGAAUAAAGAAAGCAACAACAGUACUACUACUCAUGGUAGCAACAAUUAGAUCAUUGAUCAAUUACCUCUUUAUGGUAAAUCCAGUAUUUGAUUUUUUUUUUCACUUUACAAUAAUAAUAAGUUUGUUUUGAAGACAAGAUAGAAGAAGCUGUUGAAGCCAUAGCAGUUGCACCAGUAAUACUAAGUGAGUUAUAAACAUUACAUUUUUCACAUCUUGAUAUAUAAAUAAUUAUAUUCCUAUUAUGAGGGAGGUUAUAUACUAGUUAAUUAUGUUUUACUUGUAAUUUGUAUGAUAAUAAUUAUGUAACGAAAUAUUGCUGAAACUCAUAUCAGAUUCUUUUCUUUUUUAUGUUCUAUAUCUUCAUGGGAAUUUGAUUGACUAAUGACUAUCAUUCAUGAUUGUGUAUUCUGUUCUUAAAAAAGGUAAAAUUAAUUAGUAGACACUAAUUCAAGCACAAAAUGCGCAAAGAUUAUAUUAAACUAAUAUACAGAUGUCUAUAAAAAAACCACCACAUUAAUAU
This is a messenger RNA of Vicia villosa (hairy vetch), 1977 nucleotides long. RefSeq names its product probable WRKY transcription factor 9. The record is from RefSeq and is a predicted model, not a curated record. Gene Ontology annotation, biological process: regulation of DNA-templated transcription. Bases 72 to 1505 code for a protein of 477 amino acids. The transcript has 5 exons. NCBI's taxonomy places the organism in Eukaryota, Viridiplantae, Streptophyta, Magnoliopsida, Fabales, Fabaceae. Gene Ontology annotation, molecular function: DNA-binding transcription factor activity; sequence-specific DNA binding.